UGAUGAGCAAGCAGCAUCGUGUAGUGGGCGUGUUAGUGAAUGACCGAGGGGAUCAACCCAGUUUGUUUUGGAGCGGGGAAGGAGGCAGCCAUGGGGGGAAGAGCAGCAGUCCAUGAGGAGCAGCCGGGCCGGCCAGAACCCACUGGACGGAAUCGAGAUGCACUCCCAGCUCUCUCGUGACACACUAUGGGUCCCGCUGCUCGGCCUCACGAUGCUCUUCCUCCCGGUGGUGUACGCUGCCAAAUGCCCCCAGCAGUGCGUGUGCGACCAGAUCCAGCUAACAGUCACCUGCGUCAACAAGAACCUGACUGAGGUUCCUCCCACAGUGGACGAGAUCACGGUGAAAUUGGAUCUUCGAGGGAAUGACAUCCAGGAACUCCCUACCAGAGCGUUCAGACACACCCCGUACCUGACUCACCUGUCUCUGCAGCGCUGCAACAUCCGUAGGGUGAAGGAGGGUGCGUUCCGAGGCCUCGGUCGCCUGGUCUUCCUCAACCUGGCAAGCAACAACAUUGACAUCCUCUACCAGGAGUCCUUCGAUGGUCUUUCCUCACUGAAGCAGCUCAUGAUAGACCGGAACCGAGUUGAGGAAAUCCAGCCCGGAGCCUUCUCCCAACUAGGCUUCCUGAACCUGCUCUCGCUUACACACAACCAACUCGUCUACAUCCCCAACAUGGCCUUCCAGGGCUUGCAGAACAUCAAGUGGCUUCGUCUCAGUCACAACUCUUUAAACUACUUGGACAUUGAAGCCUUCGCUGGCUUGUUCACGCUCAACCGGCUCAGUCUAGACCACAACGAGCUACAGUUUUUCCCCACCGAGACCAUGACCAGAUUGGCAGAAGUGACCCGCCUGGAUUUGAGCUACAACCCUAUGACGUACCUGGGCGAGGAGUCGGUGUCCAUGGCUAAACUGAGUCACCUCUUCCUGGAUCACAUGUCCCUACAGGACCUGGCCAACACGGCCGUAUCCAAGUCCCCCAGCCUCACCCAUUUGGACUUAAGCCACAACCAGCUACGUGUCAUCCAACCGUUCUCGGGAGGCACCCCUAAACUGGCUCGGGUCCACCUGACUGGAAACCCCAUCUACUGUAACUGCUACAUGCGUCCACUCAGGGAGUGGGCAAUCCGUAGUAAGGUGAAGCUGGUAGGCACAUGCGCGGGACCUUUACACCUUUCCGGAGAGAUCCUGGAUGCUGUCCACCCUCCAGAGCUGCGCUGUCAGAGCCAGGAGGCCAUGCUGAAGGCAGAGUUUGAAGAGGCAAGUAGAAGAGCGCCGCCACCCACUGAGGAGCCGGAGAACAAAGUCAAGUGUCCCUCUAACUGUGUCUGUGAGGCCGAGACGCACCAUUCCUCCUGUGAGAACCGCGGUCACACCAAAGUCCCUCGGGGUUUCUCUCCGGCCACGCGCCUCCUCGACCUACGCGGCAACAACUUCCACUACAUCCCGAGCAACAGCUUCCCCGGCGUCUCGCAGGUGGUGUCGCUGCACCUGCAGCGCUGCAAGGUGGUGGAGGUGGAGGACGGCGCUUUCAGCGGCAUGAAGGGCCUCAUCUACCUGUACCUCUCAGAGAAUCACAUCUCAUCCCUCAGGCCUGAAGCAUUUAAGGGACUCCCUCAGCUGACUUACCUUCACCUGGAGAAGAACAGCUUCACCAUCUUCCCGGAAGGAGCCUUCAAACUGCUUCCAGGCCUACUCGCGCUUCAUAUGGAAAACAACUCCAUCGCCAAGCUCGAGGCGAACGCCCUCAAGGGCGCCGAGAGCCUCAGGGCCCUCUACCUCACGGGGAACGUUAUUAACCACGUGUCACCUAAAGCCUUGGAGCAGGCCACUGACCUCGAUACGCUCCACCUGGCAGCGAACAAGCUGAAAGACGUGCCCACUGAAGCCUUGAGAAAUUUGGAAAACAUGAAGGACCUGAGACUGUCGGGGAAUGCCAUUCGCUGGGUGGGGCCAAAUGCCUUCCAGCCUUUGGGGAAAUCGCUGAGGGAGCUUUAUUUGGAUAAUAUGGGGUUGGAGAAGAUGUCGCAGAGCUCCCUGGCAGGCUUGGGUCCAGGUUUGAGGAGUCUCUUCCUGGAGGGCAACAAACUGGAAGAGGUGCCGGACCUCCAUCCACUCUCCUCUUUAGAGGUCAUCAACCUGGCCGACAACCCACUGAUGUGCGACUGCCCUCUGCUGCCGCUACGCCUCUGGAUUGAGAAAGUCAACCUAAAAGUACGAGCCACCUGUGCCAACCCACCCGAGCUAAGGGGUCGUAGAGUCAAAGACGUCCAUGUUUUCAAGGCCUGUCCAGGAGGAGAAGCUCUCCCCUUUGUUCCUAGCGUGGCCCCAAAGCGCGCUAAGACGCCCAAGGCGACGAAACCCAAGCCGAUGCACCUCGGAGGCGUUAAGCAGGCCAAGAUGUUCAAAACCAAAUCCAAACCUCGCAAGGGCCCAAAGAUGAAAGGGGGCAAGAAAAGGGCAUGAACCUGGUGUGUGGUUACUAAACCAAACCAACAAUAUUUUUUUGUUUGCAGUAUGUCCUCAGCUAAAAGUCUUCAUAGCAUUAGAUUCUCAACGAUGGGCAAUUUUUUCCAAAACUUUAGCAUCUUUCGUGGUCAUAUAGAAUGGACAAUUGGCCUGAUGCUGGCAACCACUACACAGCAAUUCAUUUGCUAAGCUUAGAGGAGACAAAUAAAUUGACUUUAUUGUUUAUAUACAAAUAUUUGGGUCUCUAGAGUGCAUGGCCACACAUUAAAAUUUUACAACCAACUAAAUUUGUUAUCUGCCUAUUUUGGAAACUAUGCGCUGCACUUCUGCAUUUCCAAGCCUCUACUAAGAGCAGUGGCGGUCCUAGCUUAAAUGGCACGCUAUGCGAGACACCCCUUUGGCCUCCACCAACACGCGGACAAGCACACUCGCCCAAAAAACAACAAUAACAACAACAACAGACUGGACUGACUCUGGUGAAUGGAAUAAUCAUUGAAUUAUUAUCAUAUACAAAUACAGCAACAGCAAAGCUGUAAAGUUCAGGCAAAGUUGAAAUGAGGGGAACAAACAAACUUUAUGGCAAUAACAAACUUUGUUUCAUAUCAUUCUGAAUUUUAUAUUAGGAUACAGUAUGUGCCCUGCAACUGACUAGUGGCUAGUUGUGGGUUGCCUGAAUGUGGCUGGGAUCAUCCCCAGCAAAUAGAUGAACUUAGAUUGUUGUUACUCUUCUAUAGAGGACAAAUUAACCAUACUAACACCAUCAAUUGGUGUCUUAUGCCAUGACACAAUAGAAUAACAUCCAACAUCUUGUUUUCCCCCUUUUUUUGUGGUGUGGUAGCAACCUGUGCAACGGCACGUAACGCACAUGCCAGAAAUCACAACUGCUGGCAGGCAAGCAUUUGGAACAUGACCUUUCGGUGGGUACUGUGGGAUCCAACUUAAUUGAAAUUACAUGAGAAAUGUAGAAACCAUAAAUAUUAUACAAAAGCAAUAUAAAAGCAUAUUAAUAUCCUAUAUGGAUAGACUAGAACAAAAUUAAUAUUUGCCUAAUACGACAAAAACAUACCAAAGU
Messenger RNA from Syngnathoides biaculeatus (alligator pipefish), 3539 nucleotides. RefSeq names its product chondroadherin-like b (gene chadlb). Gene Ontology annotation, cellular component: extracellular matrix. Bases 113 to 2464 code for a protein of 783 amino acids. The transcript has 11 exons. The record is from RefSeq and is a predicted model, not a curated record. Lineage: Eukaryota; Metazoa; Chordata; Actinopteri; Syngnathiformes; Syngnathidae. Gene Ontology annotation, molecular function: protein binding.